AUGCAUCUUCCAGUCAUGUCGAGCGACACGAAAUCCAGCCGGACGAGCCUCGCAACCACCAUCACGAUGGCUACAGAAUUUCCAAUUCUGGACACAAUGUCUACGCUGAUGGAUCCCGAGCCUCCAAGAAUUGUCUUGCCUCCUCCGCCCUUCCAUCUCCGGAUCGCGUACUUCGUCAGCCUGUGGUCUUUCAAGGCUUUCUUUUCAUUCUGUCUCGGUGUGAGCCGAUUGUUCCAAAGGCGAAGGGCGGGUUUAUUACGACCGGAAGUGAAGGCGUAUCAAAUACGGCCGGACCUCAAAAACCGGAUAUUCCGUCCAGAAGGGUCUGAAAAUGAGAAGCUCCCACUCUACUUGGACGUUCACGGCGGCGGCUGGGCCGUCGCUGAUCCAGAAACCGACGAUGAGUUUUGCUCCUUCAUCGCCCAAACCUUCAACAUCAUCGUGGUGUCAAUCAACUACCACAAAUCACCAACCUACAAAUACCCCCACGCGGCUGAAGAUAUUGCUGCGAUUGCAGAUGCAGUCAUCAAUGACAGGACUCUGCGUAUCGACGAGAAGAAAAUCGUAAUCGGUGGUUUCUCCGCUGGUGGAAAUCUCGCGUUUGCUGCAAGCCAGCUGGAGAUUCUGCGAGGCCGAAUUAGUAGUAUAGUGGGCCUUUAUCCCGCAUUGGAUCUUUCUGAAACGCUGAAAGCCAAGCUCGAAAGGCGUCCAAAAAAUGCGCCUUAUGAUAUUUUAAAGACAAGUGCGAAUUUCCUAGAUUGGGCCUAUGUGCCGCGAGGUGUUGAUAGGAGAGAUCCUUUGCUCUCGCCUUGUUACGCUAGGCGCGAAGACUUGCCUCCCAACGUGUAUCUUGUUGGCGCCGAGUAUGACAUGCUUUGCUAUGAGGCGGAAAGGAUGGCCGAGGUGUUGGCAGCUGAAGCUGGGGGUGAAAGACGAGACAUGCCAUCAAUACCGAAGGGUGAUGGGUGGCAGCAGGGCAAUGUGAGGUGGGAAUGUGCUCGAGGAAGAGAUCAUGCGUUCACACACAUCACCAAGCGAGGGAGAAAGGAGAGAGAAAGGGUGAAAUUCUGCCAGGAGAUGUAUUGUCGUGUAGGAACAUGGUUAAGGGAAGAGGUAUGGGCGGAUAGUUCUGUACCUUGA
Messenger RNA from Venustampulla echinocandica, 1140 nucleotides. RefSeq lists its product as uncharacterized. Lineage: Eukaryota; Fungi; Ascomycota; Leotiomycetes; Helotiales; Pleuroascaceae. The record is from RefSeq and is a predicted model, not a curated record. The transcript has a single exon. Gene Ontology annotation, molecular function: hydrolase activity. Bases 1 to 1140 code for a protein of 379 amino acids.